AUGGCUUUAGCUCGUACUGGCCAUCGAUCCAUCACCCUCGUCAACACGCUCACUCCCACUCGCAAAACCCUUAUUGGCACUGGUGCUGUCGUUGCGUCUGUCGCUGCCAUCUCUUCUGGCCUUCUGAACAACACCGCUACCACCCCCACCGUCACCUCUGCGCUCAACAAGGCCGUCUUGGCAGCUCCCGCCCUCUUCCUCUCUCACCCGCGCCUCUUCUCCUCUUCAUCGACACCAGCAUUCAAGAUGGGCUCCACCGCUUCGUCGCAAGACGCCCCCGAGUCCUUCCCCAAAGGCAUGUCCAAUACGGAAUGGCGUACCAAGCUCAACGCGGAACAGUUCCGCAUCCUGCGGGAGAAGGGCACUGAGAUGGCGGGGACGGGAAAAUACAACAAGCACUACCCCAAGGACGGCGUCUAUACGUGUGCCGGCUGCGACUCGCCGCUGUACAAGGCCACGACCAAGUUCGACUCGGGCUGUGGCUGGCCCGCUUUCUUUGACGCAAUUCCGGGUGCGAUCGACCGACACUCGGACCGGAGCUGGGGUAUGGAACGCAUCGAGAUCACUUGCAAGAACUGCGGUGGCCACUUGGGUCACGUUUUCAAGGGCGAAGGCUUCAAUACGCCCACAAACGAGCGUCAUUGUGUCAACAGUGUCUCGAUCAACUUUGAUAAGGAGGAUGCCAAGAUUUGA
This is a messenger RNA of Sporisorium graminicola, 693 nucleotides long. RefSeq lists its product as uncharacterized. Lineage: Eukaryota; Fungi; Basidiomycota; Ustilaginomycetes; Ustilaginales; Ustilaginaceae. The transcript has a single exon. Gene Ontology annotation, biological process: protein repair; response to oxidative stress. The record is from RefSeq and is a predicted model, not a curated record. Bases 1 to 693 code for a protein of 230 amino acids. Gene Ontology annotation, molecular function: peptide-methionine (R)-S-oxide reductase activity.